AUGGAGGGAGGCAAAUAUGAAUAUCUGCAUCAACCGUUUUGGUCAAAUUUCCUUUUCUACGAAUAUUUUCAUUCAAAAGCUUGCGGCUUUCCUGUAGGAGCUGAGCUGCAUGGCACAGUCUACGCUGAAGUUAUGCCUCCUUCGGCGGAGGGAACACUCGCAGAAAUCAAAAUCCAGUUGGGAGAUAUGGCACACACUUUCAAGAACUCUAAAGUUUGCUAA
Messenger RNA from Prunus armeniaca (apricot), 222 nucleotides. The record is from the annotation of a GenBank genome assembly. Lineage: Eukaryota; Viridiplantae; Streptophyta; Magnoliopsida; Rosales; Rosaceae.